Messenger RNA from Pseudogymnoascus verrucosus, 640 nucleotides. RefSeq lists its product as uncharacterized. The coding region runs from base 76 to 591 and encodes 171 amino acids. The record is from RefSeq and is a predicted model, not a curated record. The transcript has 2 exons. NCBI's taxonomy places the organism in Eukaryota, Fungi, Ascomycota, Leotiomycetes, Thelebolales, Thelebolaceae.
CCCUUUUCUCAUAUUUUGAGACACUAUAACCUCGAUUUUCCCCAACAAAACCUAUCUUUGAAGGCCAACCUUAUAAUGCCUGGUUAUCGGUUAUCAUCGCGAUAUGAACGCAAUAUCCACUUCGUCAAUAGCGAAAAUGAUGAGCUCGGAGGUGCCUGGCAGGCGGGUUCGCUCACCUGGGCCGAGAUGACCCAGCGUAUGGAGAUCCUCUUUGAACUUCCUACUACAAAUUUUGCCCUGUUCCCUUGCCUUGAAGACGGGGACCCUAAUGAUCCUCUCAGUCACCAUGGCCCGCCUAUUAAGUUACAGAAGCCGAAUAUAAUCAAGCCUGGCUUCUACGUCCUCCUCAGCCCAGAUGGAGAGCCGGUCGACAUCCCAGUUAACCCAGAGAUGCCUCUGCCCCGCGCUCUAUCCCGGCCUCUAUCUAGCCCGAAUGACCCGCUCAGCCUGAAGCUUCGCAACCGGGUACGUGAACGUGAUGGCCGAUGUGUUAUUACAGGCCGAAAAGCGAAAAGCGGAGACUUUUUAGCCCUCGAGGUAGCACAUAUUUUUCCAGUGGCGCAACUUGAAAUGGUAUUGUAUAGCCACUGAUAAUCACUAUAUGUAGGAUAGGCACUCUGGCGGAUAUUUUUAUAGUGGG